AUGAGAGCACAAUCUCCCACAUAGAAAUUUAUCCCUACAUCAGCAAUUACAACAACUAGAUUAGUAAGCUCCCCUCACUCAAAUAUAAGAGAUCAAAGAGCUGAUUCAUAGGUGAAUAGUAGAGUAACUAAAAUAACUACUUACUCGACAAGGCCAAAAACUACUAUAACCACAACCACUACCUUUAGACCAGUCAUUGAGACAAGAACAGUAAGGCUAUGCACAGACAAGAGAUGUCAAGGACAUGAAUAGCAUAUCGAAUAAUUAACACAAGAGAACCAGUAAUUGCAUCAAAGAGUUUUAGAACUUCAAUAGGAAAUAGAUUAGUAUUCUAUUUGUUAAAGACAGCAUACUAAUAAUUAUUCUUGUGAAAUAGAUAAUAUUAAAAAAUUAUAUGAGGAAUCAUAAAUUAAUUACAAAUCUGAAAUUGAAUAUCUUACUUAAGAGAUAACUUAAUACAAAACUUAAUUCUAACAUUCUGAUGAUUAAGUAAAAUACUUAACUUAAUAAUUGAAAAAAUAAUCAAAUAAUGAAAACCUAGAAAAUUAAAUUGCUUUGCUUACAACUGAAAUGGAAAGAUUAAACACUGUUAUUCUUGAAAAAAAUGUAGUUGUAGAACAAUUGACCUAUAAAAUUAAUUAAUUAGAUUCUGAAUUAUUCAACAAGGAAGAGGUUAUUGAAAAUUUAGAAAUUAAUGCAUCUAAAUUGAAAAAACAAUAUUAGGAAGCCUGCAACUAGGUUUUUCUUAUAAGAUCAGAGUUGGAUAGAUAAUUGGAUACCAUCUAAUAGUAAGAAAGAAAUAUAUUCAUUUUGAAUCAAGACAAAUAAGCCAUUUGA
This is a messenger RNA of Paramecium tetraurelia, 837 nucleotides long. RefSeq lists its product as uncharacterized. The record is from RefSeq and is a predicted model, not a curated record. Lineage: Eukaryota; Ciliophora; Oligohymenophorea; Peniculida; Parameciidae. The transcript has a single exon.